Molecule: messenger RNA, 8075 nt
Organism: Acinonyx jubatus (cheetah)
Lineage: Eukaryota; Metazoa; Chordata; Mammalia; Carnivora; Felidae
Gene: ALPK1
Product: alpha kinase 1
Exons: 17
Coding region: 3953-7717 (1254 amino acids)
Biological process (GO): protein phosphorylation
Molecular function (GO): ATP binding; protein serine/threonine kinase activity
Source: RefSeq, a predicted model, not a curated record
GCCACCCGCCUGCUCAUACUCUGUCACUCUCUCUCUCUCAAAAAUAAAUAAAUGUUAUGGGCACAUAUGGGUGGCUCAGUUGGUUACGCAUCCGACUUCAGCUCAGGUCAUGAACUCACAGUUCAUGAGUUCAAGCCCCAUGUUGAGCUCUGCGCUGACAGUUCAGAGGCUGGAACCUGCUUCAGAUUCCAUGCCUCCCCCUCUCUCUACCCCUCCUCCACUCUGCUCUGUUUCUCUCUCUUGCUCUCUCAAAAAUAAAUAAAAACAUUAAAAAAAUUUUUAAUAAAUAAAUGUUAAAAAAUUUUUUUAAAAAGUUUUGCAUGACUUAAAUACUUCUUGAUAGAACAUACUGGAAAACACCCAGUAGGCUAGUAAUACCUCUCACUCAUAAGCCAGAAACCACCGUGUAUGAAAAAGUAAGUUAUAGUGAAAGAAAAGAAAAGCACUACUUAUUAUGCAACAUAGAUCUUAGAAGUCUCACAGUAUCUCAACACAGUUAUUCCCCAAAUCACAGUUGUCAAGGAAAAGCUUUUUAGACCACAACUGCAUAUGCACAAAGUGAAAGUCUAAGUGACACGAGGGAACCAGGGGGUUCCCUCUGGGCAAGUUUUCCCUUCAAAUACCCCUAUCUGCUCCCAUUCAGCCUCUUCUGAAUGCACAGCUCAUCUAAGAGCUGGCCUUUCAUUUCACUUUCCUGGACAGGUCAUUAGCUGAGUCAUUAGCUGAGGCAGAUUUGGAGUUCAAAGUGGACAUGUUGAGAAUAUGAUGCUGACUGGAUAUACAAGUCAGAUACCCAAUGAACAGUUGAAAAUAUCCAUCGGAAAAUUUCAAGGCAGAAGUUUGGACUGGAGAUACAAAGUUGGUGAUUGUUAGCCAAUACAUGAUAUUUAAAACUAUGAACUGAAUGAGAUCACCAAGGAGUGGAUUGAUUGAUUGUUGAGAGAGAGAGAACAUGCAAGAAGGGAUGGGACCCAGAGAGAGGGAGAGAGAGAAUCUUAAGCAGGUUCCACACGCUCACAGCUGUGAGAUCAUGACCUGAGCCAAAACCAAGAGUCGGACGUUUAACCUCCUGAGCCACCCAGGCGCCCCAAGCCAAGGAGUGGAUUUAGAUGGAGAAAGGAAGAAGGCCAGAGACUGAGGCUUUGCACAUUUCAACAUUAAGGGAUCUAGGAGAGGAGGAUGAACCAGCCAAAAAGUCUGAGAAGGAGAGAUCAGUGAGGUAGGAGGAAAACCAAGAGCAUGUGGUAUCCUGGAAGGCAAUGGAGAAGGGAAGGUGUGUGUCACAUGCUAUCUAUCACAUAUUUUAGUAGGUUAAAAAGAAGAGGAAUGAGAAUUGGUCUUUGGAUGUAGCAAGGUGGAGUUCACCAGUGACUUUGACAAUGGCAGUUUCAGUGGUGUGAUGGAGCAGAAGUCUGAUCGAAGUGAGAGAAAAUGAGAAGAGACAGAUUGAAAGCUUAAGCAGGAGCAAUUCUUUCAAGGAAUUGUGCUGCAAAGGGCAAUAGCUAUUGAUGAAAGUGAAGUCAAGAGAUUUUUCUUCUAAGAUGGGAGAAAUAAUGGCAUGUUUGUAAAUGGAUAGGAAUGAACCAAUGGAGAGCAAAAACUCAGAGAAGAAAAAAAUUCAGCACUGAGUUUGAGUAAGGAGAAGGGUGCAAUUAUUGUUUGAAUGGAGUAAUUGCUUCCAGAUAAGAGAAUGAGUGACUCAUCUCUGAAAGCAAAUGGGAGGGCAGAAUAUGGGUUGCAGCCACUGUUAGAGGUGAGCAGGAGUCUGUGAAAGUCCUCUUCUGAUUGCUGAGAAUGAGGGUAGAGGAGGAAAGGAGACAAAGUAUGAAAUCGGCCCCUGACAGAGUGAAAGGUGGAUGGACCUGAGAAUCACAAUGCGAUUGCCUGGCAGCAUUAAUGGCAUCACUGAGUUUCAGAGGCAGAAAUUUAAAGUGGAAUCAGGGGGCAGGGAUAUUUUUUCCCCCAGCAUCAUUCAGCUGUGUAAAGUUUGGGUUUAACUAGAGUUGUGAUUUUGACAUGCACAUGUUAAAAACAAGGGAGUCAAAGGUGUAUGCAUGUGGUGAUGAUCAUGAUUGACCAUGGAAAUUAAAUUGGGUAGAGGGAGGAGAAAGGGCCUCAAGGGGGGUGGUAGGAUCAAUGGAUUCUAGGUCCCAGUGAGAUUUUGGGAUUGUUGGAUUUGGGAGAAUAAAAGGGGACAAGAUGGAUGGUAGUGGAUAGAAAGUGAGAUACAAUUUGAAAGUAUGAAAGAGUUGCCUUAAAAGUGAAUGCCCGAGGUUGGGUGAAGGGCAAGAUCUUUGGAAGAAAGGGUUCAAGAAACCAAGAGUCCCUGAUCACUAAAUAAUUAUUGAAAUCUCCAAGAAUGGGGGUCAUUGGAGUAACAAUGAUGUGGGAGCUAAAAUGCCCUAGGAGCAGGCUGUUGACAUUAACAAUGACGGGCAGUGGGUCAUGAUGUAAGAUUCCAAGAUUGGGGAAGGCAUAUGCAGAUUAAACAAGGAAGGCAAAAGCAAGGUCUAAAAGUGGCCAGGAGGCUGCUCAUUUAGAGCCAGUGGUUCAGGGACUUAAGGGCAUAAGCUGCCCCCUGAAAGAUUUUUCAAGGUGGUUGAAAAUGUAAAGCACUAUGGGGGCACCUGGGUGGCUCAGUUGGUUAAGUAUCUGACUUUGGCUCAGGUCAUGAUCUCACAGUUCGUGAGUUCAAACCCUGCAUCGGGCUCUGUGCUGACAGCUCAGAGCCUGGAACCUGCUUCAGAUUCUGUGUCUCCCUCUCUCUUUGCCCCUCCCUACCCCGCUCAUGCUCUGUCUCUGUCUCUCAAAAAUAAAUAAACGUUAAAAAAAGAAAGAAAAUGUAAAGCACUAUGAAAUGUCAUGUAUUGCUAUUUCUAGUGUAUGAAAAAAUAGUAACUAUUAUUGCAAAUUCUUUCAGCAAAAUAUUUACAUAAAUAACCAGGAGGACUUCCUCCCCUGGCAAUCCCCAAAAGUAAUAAAUAGACUUCUUUUAAAGUCACUGAGACAAGAGAUCAUUCAGAAAGGUUUUUUCAGCAAAGUCUCUUUAUUUUCUCAUAAUGAAACUGUCAGAGAGUACCAACCCUGAUAAUUUAGACCUCUGAUAGUAAAGUUUCUAAAAAGUCUAAAGAGAGAUUUGAAACCCCUACCUCUGUUUAAGAGGAUGGAGAGAGAUGUCUGUCCCCUGUUCACCACUUUGGACAGGAUCUGGUCUUCUGUGAUUGACAUUUUUCCUUUAUGUGUUUCUUUUUUUAAUGUUUAUUUAUUUUAUUUUACUUUUUAUUUUUUAAUGUUUAUUUAUUUUUGAGAGGGUGCUAGUGGGAGAAGGGAUAGAGGAUCGAAGCGGGCUCUGGGCUGACAGCAGCCAGGCUGAUGUGGGGCUUGAAUUCAUGAACUUUGAGAUCAUGACUUGAACUGAGGUCGGUUGCUCAACCAACUGAGCCACCCAGGUGCCCCUAUUCAUUUAUUGUUAAGGUUUAUUUGUCUUUGAGAGAGAAACAGGGAGUGCAAGUGGAGAAAGGGCAGAGAGAGAGAAGGGAACAGAGGAUCUGAAGCAGGCUCUGCGUUGAGAGCAGAGAGCGCGUCGUGAGGCUCAAACUCAUGAACCAUGAGAUCAUGACCUAAGCUGAAGUCAGACACUUAACCGACUGAGCCACCCAGGUGUCCCUCCAUGUGUUUCUAACGUGAUGGAUGGUGAUGACCAAUUGUAACUUCUCUACUCUCAUUUGGGACUCAGGACGGUUUUCUUGGACUUCUUCUGAGGAAGAUUUCACAGAGGGUUUCCCCCCAGUAUAUUGAAGAUAUCCUUUCACUGUCUUCUAGUUUCCAUUGUUGCUUUUAGGUACCUUCGCCUUGAAGGGGCUCUUUUAUUGAGAAUCGAUGUCUUCUUCUGGGUAAUUGAUCACCAUAGACCCAGGGACACUUGACUCAUCAUUGAGGAAGAGUAAUCAUCAUGAAUAAUCAAAAAGCCGUAGCUACACUACUGCAAGAGUGCAAGCAAGUGCUGGACCGGCUCUUGUUGGAGGCGUCAGAUGUGUCGGAGGAGGACAAGAGCAAGGACCAGCAGUGCAGAGCUUCACUCCCCAGUGAAUUAAGGACCCUGAUCCAGGAGGCAAAGGAAAUGAAGUGGCCCUUCGUGCCUGAAAAGUGGCAGUACAAACAAGCUGUGAGCCCAGAGGACAAAACAAACCUGCAGGAUGUGAUUGGCGCCGGGUUGCAGCAGUUACUGGCGUCCUUGAAAGCCUCCAUCCUCGCCCGCGACUGCGCCACGGCUGCUGCCAUUGUGUUCUUAAGCGACCGGUUCCUGUACGGGCUCGACGUGUCGGGCAAGCUCCUGCAGGUCGCCAAAAGGCUCCACAAGUUGCAGCCGGGAACGCCAAUUGCUCCGCAGGUGGUCAUUCGCCAAGCCCGACUCUCGGUCAACGCAGGGAAACUUUUAAAAGCAGAAUAUAUCCUGAGCAGUCUAAUAAGCAACAAUGGAGCAACAGAUAUCUUGUCUGAAAUUCUGGGCGUUAAAGACAACAAGUUUCCCAGUACCUGGCUGUACCGAAACGAAAGUGACAAGAUCCUGGUGCAGUCAGUCUGCAUACAGAUCAGAGGGCAAAUUCUGCAAAAGCUAGGGAUGUGGUACGAAGCAGCAGAGGUAAUAUGGGCCUCAAUCAUAGGGUAUUUGACCCUUCCUCAGCCAGAUAGAAAGGGUAUUUCCACAUCACUAGGUAUACUGGCAGACAUCUUCAUUUCCAUGAGCAAAAAUGAUUAUGAGAAGUUUAAAAACAAUCCACAAAUUAACUUGGGUUUGCUGAAGGAGUUUGACCACCAUUUGCUCUCAGCUGCAGAAGCCUGCAAACUGGCAGCUGCCUUCAGUCCCUACACACCCCUCUUCGUGCUCACGGCUGCGAAUAUCCGUGGCACGUGCUUGUUGUCCUAUACUAGCUCUAAUGACUGUCCUGUGGAAAUGAAAAAUUCAUAUCUGUGUGAAGCCAAAGAGGCCUUUGAAAUUGGCCUCCUCACCAAGAGAUAUGAUGAACGAGUUAGUGGGAAACAAGAGCUUCACAGUCUUCUCAAAGCUGCUUUUGGCCUCACCACUGUGCACCAAAGACUGUAUGGGGAGACAGAGGUGGUCCGUACAGCAAGUCAGCUCUGUCAUGAAGCUAUGGGAAAGCUGUACAGUUUCAGUACUUCCUCUGAAAGUCAGGAGAGAGAAACUCUCUCUCAGGAGAUCAUGUCAGUUAUCACCCAGGUAAAGGAUCAUUUACAAAUUCAAAGCUUCUCAAACUUAGAUGACAAGUCUUAUGUUCCAGAGAGUUUCAAGCACGGGUUGGAUAAACCCAUCUUGCAUGGGCAAGUAGAUUUCCAAAAAAUCCUUGAAACCUAUUCACAGCACCACACUUCAGUGUGCGAAGUUUUUGAGGGCUCUUGUGGGAACAACAAAGAUAAACAGAAAGAUAUGAAAACGGGAGUCUGUAUCACUACUCUAGAAACAGAGACAAAAAACAUAGAUACUGUGUGUACCACUGAAGACAAACCACAUUUUCAAAAAAGCACCGUAAUAUCUUCCUCCCACAAGGCUAAGAAUGGUCAGGAGAAACUCAGGAGGAUAGCAAGGAAAAACUGGACCCAUUCUGAUGCCUUUCGAGUCUCCUUGGAUCAAGAUGGGGGAACUGAGUUUGAGUCAUCAGAUCACAGCCAUGGUGAAGGAGCUGUUUUGAACAAGUCUCUGAGUGACAGCCAGUGCUCCAGUUCUUGGAGCGAAUUAUCGGUGGUUAGCUCUUCUACCAGCUGGGAGGAAGUGAAUUAUGUGGACGAUAGGUCAACCAGAAAAGAGCCUUGCAAAGAAGUGCACCUUGUGGAUACUGAGUGUUCCGCUGCCCCGUCUGAAGACAUCAAUGAGGAAACCAGACCUGUACAUCCACUAUCUUCAGAGCUUCACGGUCUCUCUCUCCAAGUGUCCAAGGAUGACAAUUUAGAGUCUUUGCAAAGUCAACGACACAGCCACGUGCCCUUGAAAACCUCCCAUCCUCAUAACACAACAGGCAUGUUCUCAGCGUCUGGGGCGGGGCUGUUAGAAGGAGUUCCAGAAUAUGUGCAGAAAGCCAGAAAUAGGGGAUCCAGAAAUACUUCUGCUCAUUCCAGACCCUCGUUUGGUUCUGCUUCUUUGUCCUCUUUUGAUGCUGGUUGGCCCAAGAACACAGCCACAUACCCUUUGGUCCAAGAAGAAGAAACCUUUGAACUAAUUGAUGAAUUUCCAGAAAUCAACUAUGAUGCCGAAGAAAGGCAUGGAGAGGAAAUCAAAAGAGGCACAGGCCUUACAUUUAAAGAAAGUUCCGCCUGGGUUGACCCGGAAGGAGAAAUAGCAGAAAAAGAAGAGGAUAUGCCCUUAGACUCUGACAUAGUCAUGGAGGAUUCCCUGGGCCAACGUUCCAGGACAGCACGUAGCUUUUCCACUCUUCAUUGGCCUGUUCAAAAUCCUGACUCAGGAAAGAGCAGUGGCUCAGUCAAAGAGCAGGGCAUCGACCCUGAUGCCUCCACAGUGGAUGAGGAGGGCCAAUGGCUCGACAGCACAGAUGUUCACCCCACAAGCAGACGUGGCUCUUACAGCCUAUGUGUUCUGAGACAGUCGCAUGGUCAAUGGCCUGAAACCCCCAACUCCUCUAUAAGCAGUAACAUUCCCUCCUCUGAUUUUAGCAAGGACUGCACUACCACGGAGGAGGGAAACAAACUAGGAAACAUGCUAAACUGCAGCCAGAACUCCACCUCGUCUUCGGCAGGGUGGUUGAAAUCACCAGCAUUUUCCAGCGGUUCUUCUGAGGGGGAAAACCCGCAGUCCUUUCUGAAUUCCAGUGGAAGUUCUUUUGUUUCAUUGCCGGGAAUGACAAGGCAAGAGAUCCUAGAGGCUCGAACCCUGCUCCCUGAUGACUUUGAAAAACUUUUGGCAGGGGUGAGACAUGAUUGGCUCCUACAGAGACUGGAGAAUACAGGAGUUUUUAAGCCCAAUCAACUGCACCAAGCAUACAAUGCUCUUUUAUUAAAAUAUUCUAAAAAAUCAGAAUUAUGGACAGCCCAGGAAACUGUUGUGUAUUUGGGGAACUACCUGAAUGUGAAGAAGAAAGGCAGACAAAGAAACGCUUUCUGGGUUCAUCAUCUUCAUCAAGAAGAAACUCUGGGGAGGUAUGUUGGGAAAGAAUAUAAGGAGCAGAAGGGGCUCUGGCACCACUUCGCUGAUGUGGAACGGCAAAUGACCGCACAGCACUACGUGACAGAAUUUAACAAGAGGCUUUAUGAACAAAAGAUCCCAACACAGAUAUUCUAUAUCCCGUCCACAGUAUUACUGAUUUUGGAAGGCAAGACAAUAAAGGGAUGUAUAAGUGUGGAACCUUAUAUCCUGGGAGAAUUUGUAAAAUUAUCAAAUAAUGCGAAAGUGGUUAAAACAGAAUACAAAGCUACAGAAUAUGGCUUGGCAUACGGCCAUUUUUCCUACGAGUUUUCUAAUCAUAGAGAUGUUGUGGUCGAUUUACAAGGUUGGGUGACUAGUAAUGGAAAAGGGCUUAUCUAUCUGACAGAUCCCCAGAUUCACUCUCUUGAUCAGAACGAUGUCACUACCAAUUUUGGAAAGAAGGGAAUUUUUUACUUCUUUAAUCACCAGCAUUUGAAAUGUAAUGAAAUAUGCCAUCGUCUUUCUUUGACAAGACCUUCAGCUGAGAAACCAAAUAAGUCAUAGACUAUCUGGUGUGGUAAUGGGAUGGGCUUGGUGCCACUCACGGGAGCUGGGUCUUUCUCUUCCCCCAGGCACACACAGUAUAGUGAAGCCUGGUCCCCUCAGACUUAGGCAGGGCUGUGGGACUACUUCUGGCCAAUGACUUGUGAGAGGAAUUAGUGCCUAUCCAUUUCAGACCCAUAUUUAAUUGCCAGUGUGACUUGCUAUGGAGUUACUUCUGCCACAAUUACCAAGAAUAUGUCAGGAGACAGCUGCUUAUCGGCAUAAGUACUACAAUGAGGGCAACACGGGAAAGGCCCCCAAGUGACCCAUCAUGGACACAAAACAGAUGAGAAAUAAACUUUUGUGUUUAAGCCAUUGA